Molecule: messenger RNA, 1640 nt
Organism: Hippopotamus amphibius kiboko
Lineage: Eukaryota; Metazoa; Chordata; Mammalia; Artiodactyla; Hippopotamidae
Gene: WWOX
Product: WW domain containing oxidoreductase
Exons: 10
Coding region: 135-1403 (422 amino acids)
Biological process (GO): positive regulation of transcription by RNA polymerase II; hippo signaling
Cellular component (GO): cytoplasm; nucleus
Molecular function (GO): transcription coactivator activity; protein binding
Source: RefSeq, a predicted model, not a curated record
GCGCAGUGCGCAGGCGCGAGCGUUCGGGACUCGCGGCGCGCGGCGCUCGGUUGAAGCGGGAGUGAGUUCCUGCGCGAGGAGACCCGGCAGCGGGCGGGCGAGCGAGCGGGUGACCGGGCGCCUCUUCUGCAGCCAUGGCAGCCCUGCGCUACGCGGGCCUGGACGACACGGACAGCGAGGACGAGCUGCCCCCGGGCUGGGAGCAGAGAACCACCAAGGACGGCUGGGUUUACUAUGCCAAUCACACUGAGGAGAAGACCCAGUGGGAACAUCCAAAAACUGGAAAAAGAAAGCGAAUAUCAGGAGAUUUGCCCUAUGGAUGGGAGCAAGAAACCGAUGAGAACGGACAAGUGUUUUUCGUCGACCACAUAAAUAAAAGAACUACCUAUUUGGACCCAAGACUGGCAUUUACUGUGGACGACAAUCCUACGAAGCCAACCACCAGACAGAGAUACGACGGCAGCACCACGGCCAUGGAAAUCCUCCAGGGCCGGGAUUUCAGCGGCAAAGUGGUGGUGGUUACUGGCGCGAAUUCAGGAAUAGGGUUUGAAACUGCCAAAUCUUUUGCCCUCCACGGUGCACACGUGAUCCUGGCCUGCAGGAAUAUGACAAGAGCCAAUGAAGCCGUGUCACGCAUCUUAGAAGAAUGGCAUAAAGCCAAGGUAGAAGCAAUGACCCUGGACCUCGCUCUGCUCCGUAGCGUGCAGAAUUUUGCUCAAGCGUUCAAGGCCAAGAAUGUGUCCCUUCACCUGCUUGUUUGCAACGCAGCCGUGUUCGCUCUCCCCUGGAGCCUCACGAAAGAUGGCCUGGAGACCACCUUCCAGGUGAACCAUCUGGGCCACUUCUACCUUGUCCAGCUCCUCCAGGACGUCUUGUGCCGCUCAGCCCCUGCCCGGGUUGUCGUGGUCUCCUCGGAGUCCCAUAGAUUUACAGAUAUUAACGAUGCCUCGGGGAAAUUAGACUUUAGCUGCCUUUCUCCAUCGAAAAAUGACUACUGGGCCAUGCUGGCUUACAACCGGUCUAAGCUCUGCAACAUCCUCUUCUCCAACGAGCUCCACCGCCGCCUGUCUCCGCGCGGGGUCACGUCAAACGCGGUGCACCCUGGGAACAUGAUGUACUCCUCCCUGCAUCGCAGCUGGUGGGUGUACACGCUGCUCUUCACCUUGGCCAGACCCUUCACCAAGUCCAUGAUUCUUCCCCUGAUAAGUUAUUACAAAAUAUUGAGCAGAGUUCCCUGUGCUAUACGCAACAAGGAGCUGCCACCACCGUGUACUGUGCUACUGCUCCAGAGCUGGAGGGCCUGGGAGGCAUGUACUUCAACAACUGCUGCCGCUGCAUGCCCUCGGCGGGAGCCCAGAGCGAAGACACGGCCCGGGCCCUGUGGGUGCUCAGCGAGAGGCUGAUCCAGGAAGGACUCGGCAGCCCGUCCGGCUGAGCGGGCGCUCGGCCGGGAGCAGCGCCCACGCCUAACUGCCAACACCGGACCCCUGCCAACUCACCGUCCCAGGGCUUCCCAUGUCCUUCCACCCCAGCUCCGCCAGAGUCAAGGGUAUCUAAGAGGAGUCGCAACAGAGCGAAAGAUGUUAAGUCCCGAUGGGAGACAGGGAAUUCUGGGGUGAAGGGACAAUACCUCUUUUCCG